Messenger RNA from Scophthalmus maximus (turbot), 12811 nucleotides. RefSeq names its product serine/threonine-protein kinase WNK3 (gene wnk3). The coding region runs from base 1099 to 10080 and encodes 2993 amino acids. Gene Ontology annotation, cellular component: cytoplasm; cytosol. Gene Ontology annotation, molecular function: chloride channel inhibitor activity; ATP binding; potassium channel inhibitor activity. Gene Ontology annotation, biological process: positive regulation of potassium ion import across plasma membrane; intracellular signal transduction; protein phosphorylation. The transcript has 24 exons. Lineage: Eukaryota; Metazoa; Chordata; Actinopteri; Pleuronectiformes; Scophthalmidae. The record is from RefSeq and is a predicted model, not a curated record.
AACUGCCGCCUUCGUCCAGGAUGAGGAUGAGGAAGAGGAGGAGGACGAUGAGGAUGAUGAUGAUGAUGAUGAGCCCUGUGGCAAAGUGAGAGCGGCUCAGUCCACACGAGAACCCGCUGAAGGCCGCCGGAGACGUGCGCUGUAGAUUAUGUACAUAAGUUACCGACAAUUAUCCGGCGACACCUGAAUGGCCGGUCGCACAACUCGGAGGCGACGCACCGAGCAGCGAGCGACGGGAGGAGCCGGUGAACCCACGGCAAAAAGCAUCGCCCGGACUGGAACACGUUCCAAGUGCUCCCCGGUCGCGUCCCCCUCUCACGCACACGGACCGAGGCUCGACGGCUCCGCUGGGGACCUUCUAGCCGACGACACCGCGGCGCGCGUGUCGAAAUGUAAAGAAGGAAAAAAACAACAAACAAAAAAAACAAACGCACCUGCGGACAUUUUUCUAACGCUUCAUUUUUCUUCUAAUUUUUGGGUUUAAAAUAAUUUUGUAGACAGAAAGCCCACUGUAAAUCUAACGCGUCAUAACGUUUGUACAUAGCUGCAGGACUACUAGUACUCAGUUCUCAGUGAGUUAGCUAGCUGUCUGCUCUCGCCGGCUUGUUUUUGAAUUUUGAAUCCAAUUUUUUGGGGGGAUACAUCGCUGGACCGACGAGCUACCAUGUUGCACGGGGGGUUUACUUGAAGAUUUUUCCACAACAACACUUUGAAAGGAAAGCACUGCAGCUUCCCCGAACAGACUCGACAGAACCCUUUGUUGAGCGUGCAUUUGUAAGAUCAGCGAGACGUGUAGUUCUCUUUGAUUAGUGCUGCAUCCAGUGGGUUCUGAAGAAAAUCUAGGAAAUGGUGAGGAGGAAAGGGAGGACAGAAACUCUUCACCAGCAGCUGUGGUCUCACCCUCCUGUUCUACCAUAGAACAUCAGAGGAAAGGAGAACAGGGGGAGAGGGUCAGCAGCUUGACCAAGGAAAGGACAGCCUGACUGACUAGAAGGGGUGAGUGGGUGACCACAGAAAGAGAGAGACGGGGACUGACGGAGGAGCAAAGGUUUGGAGGAGGAGGAGGAGGUCCAGGAGGGGUGUGAAAGGCCCUUCCCCAUGGCUACUGACCCAGGAGAGCCCACAGGCACUGAGGACUCCGCUGAGAAACCUGAUGGACAGAGGGAGGAGGACACGGGGCCGGAGGGCAGGGACAACCAACAGUGGGAGAGGACACAAAGCACCUCCUCAGACAUCUCCUCCCAGACUCAGGAGAGGAGAUCCAUAGGAGGAGAGGAUGGAGGAAUCCAAGGAGGAGGGGGCGGAGGGCAAGCCAGCCAGGAGGGAAAGGAGAUCACAGUCAAACCGAGUUCACCUUCCUUACAAGUCGACACUGGUCAGAAACAACUGAGGAGGGAGAAGCGCUUCUUCAGGAAGAGUGUUGAGAUCUGUGAGGAGGACGAUGAGGCGGAGGUUCCGCCCGAGGCGCCCCACAGUGCCCCACACCUGGAGCUGCGAUCCUCAGACUCAGUCUUUACCAGCAGUGCCCAACAGCAAGGGGCUCCUGCAUCCUGUGCUGCCCUUGUCCAUGACCCAUCUUGUACCAACUCAAGCCAGGAGUCUGGCAAGGAUGCCCAUUCCUCCACACUCGCCCAGAGAGGGAAAGAGAGGGAGCGUGAGCAGGAGGAGGAGGCAGAGAUGAAGGCUGUGGCCACCUCUCCUGGAGGAAGGUUCCUCAAGUUUGACAUUGAGCUGGGCAGAGGAGCCUUCAAAACUGUGUAUAAAGGCCUGGACACCGAGACUUGGGUGGAGGUGGCUUGGUGCGAGCUCCAGGACAGCAAACUGACCAAGGUGGAGCAGCAACGCUUCAAGGAGGAGGCCGAGAUGCUGAAGGGGCUUCAGCACCCCAACAUCGUCCGCUUCUAUGAUUCCUGGGAGUCGGUGCUCCGUGGCAAGAAGUGCAUCGUUCUGGUCACCGAGCUCAUGACUUCAGGAACACUCAAAACUUACCUUAAGCGCUUUAAGGUGAUGAAACCCAAGGUCCUGAGGAGUUGGUGCAGGCAAAUUCUGAAGGGCCUUCACUUCCUUCACACCAGGACUCCUCCAAUUGUCCACCGGGAUCUCAAAUGUGAUAACAUCUUCAUAACGGGCCCCACAGGCUCAGUCAAGAUUGGCGACCUUGGACUGGCCACUCUGAUGAGGACCUCCUAUGCCAAGAGUGUCAUAGGAACGCCGGAGUUCAUGGCUCCAGAGAUGUACGAGGAACACUAUGAUGAGUCUGUGGACGUUUACGCCUUUGGGAUGUGCAUGUUGGAGAUGGCUACUUCAGAAUAUCCCUACUCUGAGUGCCAAAACGCUGCUCAGAUCUAUCGCAAAGUCACAAGCGGUAUAAAGCCAGCAAGCUUCGAUAAAGUGAAUGUCCCAGAGAUAAAAGAGAUCAUUGAAUGUUGCAUUCGUCAGAACAAGAGCGAGAGGCUCUCUAUCAAAGACCUCCUGAACCAUGCGUUCUUUGGGGAGGACACAGGGGUCCGGGUGGAGCUGGCCGAGGAGGACACAGGCACCCAGGACUGUCUGGCUCUCCGGAUUUGGGUUGAAGAGCCCAAGAAGCUGAAGGGGAAGCACAAAGACAAUGAGGCCAUUGAGUUCAGCUAUGACCUCGAGAACGAUAGCGCUGAGGAGGUGGCUCUAGAAAUGGUGAAGUCAGGUUUCUUCCAUGAGAGUGAUGCCAAGGUGGUGGGAAAAUCCAUCCGUGACCGAGUCAAUCUGAUCAAAAAGUCAAGGGAGCGUCGACAGAAGCAGCUCCUUCAGCAGCUCCUUCAGCAGCAGCAGCACCAGGGCUUUGAAGAGAGAAGAGACUCCACUCUCACCUCCUACACCUUCUCUCAUCCGUCCUGCUCAUCCUCACUAGGGCCAGGGGCCGCUGGACAAACAGGAGGAGGAGGAGGAGGAGGAGGACGAGGGCAGGAGUCCGAGGAGCUGCCUGAAGUGGACCAGCAUGUCAGACAGCAACAUAUUUUCAGUGGGACAACCCUCAGUCUGCCAGAAGGCGAGAGCGUUGGAUCUGCCAGCUGUGAAUCUUAUGCAAGUGGACAGAGCCAGGCAUACUGUCAGCAAGGGGAGUCAUACACCCACUGCCAAACGACUGUCCCCCUCACAACAACUAUGCUCCCCACUGGUGAGAGUGGAAAUGUUCCAAAUGUACCUCUUGGUCAGAGUGUUAGUAUGUCUAGCAUGUCCAUAGGCCAAAGUGAAGGCGGAUCUGUUGGGCAGACAUUUCUUCAGCCCAGUACCAUGGCUCCGCAGGCAUCACCAAGUGUUCCUCAGCAAUAUUUUCAGUCACAAACAUUUCCAUCAGAUGCAUUUCCAGCUGCCACUCCUCACGGCUCCAUGCCUCCCUCACAGUCAUACAUGCCCCCCUCACAGUCAUACAUACCCCCCGUUUCCCCACAAGCGCCUAUCCAUGUUCUGACUACAUCCAUGUUGGUCAGUGAUCCUGCUGGACUAGGUACCAUUGUGCCCCUUGCUCAGCAGACCCAACCCCCUGCCACUCCCAUGCAGCUCACUGACAUCAUUCCCCAGGCAGCACCCCAGCAAACACAGCCUGUCAUGAUCCCUCAGCAGACCAUUGUCCAACAACAACAGAUAGGGAUGGAUCCCCAGACCUCCGCCCUUCAGCAGCCACAACAGCAAAUGGAGGCCCAGGCCACUGUGCUCGAACAACAACAAGUUAGUGCCACUCAGCCACCGCCGGAACAGCAGCAGAGCCUCCAAGCUACAGCUGUCCAGCAACUUCAUCAUGAGCCUCAGCAGCGGAUCUAUGCUCAGCAACCUAUUCCACCUGUCCAGCCAACAACUCACGAGCAAGUGUUGCAGACUCAGAAACAUCAGAUCUAUUUACAGCAGCAGCUUGAUCAGCAUCAACAAGCACUGCUCCAGCGGCAGCAGCUUAUACAGCAGCAACAACCACCACAACAGGCACUUUUACAACAGCAUGUAGAGCAACAGCCUCCUUCGCAGCAGCAGAGCCAUUUAUAUCAACAAAUUGGACAACACCAAGUUGGAUCUCAAGCCGGCACUGAGGUGAUUCAGCCACAAACUCAAACUAUUUCACAGGCCCAGGUCCCCAUGGCGAUCCAGACUACACAAAUCCCUCUCCAGACAUCUGCUGUUGCCCCUGCUCCAGUCUUUACCCAGCAAGGACAAAGUGAGGCACCUCCUCAGAACCAGGGCCAAGUCCCAGUCCAUUAUAUAUCUCAGUCCACAGCCCAAGCAGCUCAGGCUAUGACUGAGGCUCGUGUACCUCCUCUAGCAGCAAUGAUCCAGGGACAGACUCAAAUCAUCCAGACUCAGCAAAUUCCUUUGCAGACUAGUUACCCAGGAUCUGUUAGUUCCUCACAAGACCAGGUAACUGCUCAGAAAUUAGUCCAGACUCAACCUUUGCACCAAACAAUCAGCCAGUCCCAGCCACAACAUGGCCAGGGCCCAACAGUUGACAUUCAGAUGAUGGGCCAACUCAGCCAAGCUGCUCUACAGCCUCCAGCUGCAGUUGCCUCGGUUCCCAGUCAAAUCCAACACGAGUCUCUUGUUCAGCAAAAUGCUCAAAUGCCAGGGCUCAUGCAGCCCCAGCUCCAGCAACAAACUCAAGACCAUCCACCUGGCCAGGUGAAUGCUCCGGCUGGCGCUGGCCCUCUGACCCCCCAGUAUGUCACUCAGCUUACCCACCAAGCCAUGCCAUCUGUUCAACAGGAUAUAGCUCAUAUUACACAACAGCAGCAGCAACAGCAGCCAGUACUGCAGUAUCCGCAGAUUAUUCCGUCUCCUGGCUCAGCCGGCGUUGGGACUAAAACAGAUGCCAGUUCCAUAGAACCUGCAAACUUUGUUGCAGCUCCUCAUGCUGUGCAGCAGGCUGGACAAGCCUAUGUUCAGGCUCAGCAGCAGCCCCUUGGAAGCGCUACAGACCCUUCAGUCAUUCAGCCCAUCUCCCAGCCUGCUCUGCCUCAGUCUACUGAGCAAUACCAGCAACAGCUGCAGAAGCUUCCUCAAGUGCAUCAGCCUCCGUCUCCACCUCCUCCAAAAGCUCAGUUACUGGCACAGCCAAUUGCUACUCCUAUCCAGCAACCAGUUUCCGAAAAUCAGGUUUUGAUGCCCCUUGAUGAGAGUCAGCGUCCCCCACAGUUUCCACCUGAUUCACAUCUGGGGACCCAUCCUCCUGCACAGAUAGUCACCACUCCCCUCUACAGAUAUCCAGUGACUGGCACUAUUCCAUCUCCACAGCGCCUGGCCAACCAGAUGCUGCCACUUCACAUGCACACACAAACCAGCAUCCAGGCCCAAGCACAGUCCCAGACACAGACACAGAUUCAGACACAGGUUCAAUCUCACACUCAGAAAAACAUUGAGACAGGUAUUGCUGAACAGACUGUUGUGCCCAAUGUUGUCUUUCCUGCACAACAAAUGCCCCUCAGCCCCUCUCAUACCUCAUGUCCCCCAACAACACUACCAUCUCUCCCAUCCCACCAUCCUGCUGCUGCCCCUGCUCCAGAGCUGCCUCCAUCUCCGCUCACAGCUCAGGUAACCUUACCAAGGCAGGUCAACUUUGUCCCCACCUCCCCCCCGCCUGUUGCUACUCUACAAUUGCUCGAUUUUAAUACCCCCAAACUCUCCCAAGCCUCGCUGCAAGACUGUGACCUUUCCCUGCUGUGCAUUGCUCAGGAUGGCCCAUACCUGUCAAGUACAGAACAUCAAUCUUCAGGGUCUGUCCCAACUAAUGGAGAAGAAACUGUUCAACUCUUGGCUAAUGGUAAAUUUGAGAAAUUAAAAAUUUCGCCAAGAGCUUUCUGUCAGAGGCCUGAGAAAGUUUCCAACCAGUUUCAACUGAGCAUGCUCCAGGUGUCCAGCAGCGGAGACAAUAUGGUGGAAUGCCAGUUAGAGACCCAUAGCAACAAGAUGGUGACAUUUAAGUUUGACAUUGAAGGGGAUGCCCCAGAGGACAUAGCAGAUUACAUGGUGGAGGAGGACUUUGUCCUCGAUGUGGAGAAGGAGAAAUUUGUUGAGGAGCUUAGAACAAUAGUUAAGAAAGCCCACGAAAUUCUUCAAACUCAUUCACUGACUGGAUCAACUGACCAACUACAUGUGAGCAAUCCCACUAGCUCAACACCUGACUCAGCGCCCCAUUCCUCCCCUGUGGGACGCUGGCGCUUUUUUAUCAAUCAGACCAUCCGCCAUAGAGACUCCCUUUCCAGCCAGGGAACGACCACACCACUAUCAACUCCAGAAACAAUGAUACCCCAGUCUCGUAAAAUAGAGAAAGAAAGUGAAGGAUCCCAAAGUCUGGAGUCCUUGACUGGAAUGGCCGGCCCCACCCUCUCUGCUGCCUCCCCUCCCGUCUCCACUGUCUCAGCCCCUUCCUCCAUGUCCCCCCCAGUCACCUUUGCCAAUGCUCCCCACUUCACUCCCUCUGAAAGCAUCUCUGCACAGGCCUCCACUCUUGAAGCCUCUGUCCCUGUCACUGCUUCAGGUGGUCUUGAACUGACAGUCCUGCCCUCAGCUUCUGCUGACCAGAUUUCCAGUGCUCCCUCAACUACAGCAACAGUUUCUGCUUCUAAAAUCCCCAUCAUGUCCACUGCUCCCUCUGUUGUGUCUCUCAAUCCCACCACCGUUCUUCCUGUCAUGCUCACUUCUCCUGGAACCGGUGGUUGCACCACUGUAGGUCAAAUUAUAGGGGACAAUGUGAUAACUGCUCCAAGGUUGUGCGUGUCUGCAGUGGACCAGUCCUCAACCUCUUUUCAUUCCCCUCCCCCUGCUGCUGCAGUGGCCUCUCCAGCAGUAAGCCAAGUUGUCAUGGAGCAACAGCAGACACUUUCGCAGCUGGCCAAACAACAGCCCCAGCUACAGCCUGUAUUGCAUCAGCAGGUAACAGCAGCGCCACAGCAACUGCAGGCAAUGCAGCUUGAACAGCAGCCACAACAGGUACAGUGGGCAACACCACAACGGCAACAACAGCAAUCACAACAUCAAGUUUACCCAGAACAAAUUCAGCUGCAGCAGGAACAAGCUCUGCAACAGUCUCUCCAGCAGUUAAAACAACAGCAACUCAUGCAAAAGCAGAUAACACUUCAACAAAAGCUAACUGAUUUGCAGGGGCAGCCUCAGCCAGGUCAUACAGAAGUAUUAAAACACUCCCUUCCCCUGCAGCAGUUUCUGCCACCAGUGCCCCUACAGCAGACCCAACAGCCCGUUCUUCAACAGCAAACAACACAGUGCACCCCACAGUUGCUGCAGCAGCCUCAGUUACAGCAGUUACCACAGCAGAUUAUGACACCGCUCGCUGCCGUAGUGUCGCAACAGCAGGCCCACAUUGAUCACCUGCAGCAGCAACAGUUAAACCUGCAACAGACGAUACAAUUACAGCAACAGCAAAUGGUGCAACAGCAGCAGCAGCAGCAGCUCCAGCAGCAGCAGCUCCAACAGCAGCAGCAGCUCCAGCAGCAGCAGCAGCAGCAGCUGUUCAUGGGUGCUGUGACUGAUCUGUGGCCAGAUCAAGGUCAAAUGUUGCCCCUGUCGAUAAAUCAACAGAUUCUUCAGCAACAGGCACAGCUUAAUGUUAGCCCUGUACCACAACAGCCGAUUCCACAACAGACCCAAAUGCCUGCUGAGCUGGUGCAACAACACAUACAGCCACAGAAACCGCCGAAACACACUGAGCAACAACAGGAUGCUGUUAAAGCUGUGGACACACCCCAGAAACAGCAGCAGUUUCCAUUGCAGAAACAGUCUUCUUUACAGAUGUCGGAGUCUGAGGUGUCCACAGGAGAGACGAGUGUCACAGAAGACACAGGCAGCUACUCUGCCCCUCUUCACCCUUCCUCUGAUUCUUCUCUGCCGCCUCUCCACCUGAGCAGUGCUGAAGCCCCCUUAUCCACUCUCUCCCUAACAAUGACACCAUCCCCUGCUCAGCCUUCCUCUGUGGCCGAGUCAGACAGCGAAGGCCCCCCCAAAAUUGAAUUUGUAGACAACCGCAUAAAGACUCUGGAUGAAAAGCUGAGGAACUUGUUAUAUCAGGAGUACAGCAGUGGGGCAGCGUCGGCAGGGGGAGCUGCCUCUGGCCCAACGUCAGCUGCCUCCACAUCAGCAGGAGGCGACGAGUCAUCUGAGCCGCAGUCACUUCACCACUUGUCUUUCCCCCCACCUGACUCCUCCUCAGAUACAUCCCCCCACUCCUCGUCCUCCACUACCUCUUCCACCACCUCCCGUUCCUCCUCCACCUCCCCUGACCCAGAGAGGGAGGGAGUGCAAGAGGAGGCUUCCUCAGAACUGCUUAACUCUGCAGGGCCGGGUCUGGUGGAGCAGCAGCCCGGCCCAUCUCUCCCCUCCACCUCUGCCCCGUCUACCCCGCCGACCUCUCUCCUGCCUCCUGAUCAAGAGAACUCUUCUGGGCCCCAGCGUCCCCCUGUACCAGGAGAACCAACCAUUAUAGCUGUACCCCCACAAUCUGAUACCAUGGCCACUGGAGAUGCAUCGGGGCCUCCCACUCAGCAGCCGAUCCCCCUCCGGCAUGGACAGCAGAAGCACAAUGCAGGAGGUGGAUAUUUUGGCCUAAACCUGACAUGUCCUAGUAUCAGAAAUCCUGUUAGCAAGAAAUCCUGGACUCGCAAAUUCAAAAACUGGGCAUGCCACUCCGCCAGCUUUUUCAAGAAGCCCAGAGUCCAGCAAGAUGGACGUUCCACCCGUCAGGCGCUUAGAGAGGAGAAAGAGGUGCUCCCCAUAAACCCACCUCAGUCACGCAAAGGACGAUUUCAGGUGACUCCAGUUCCCCAGACCUCUCCCCCAAAGGAUGCACCAUCAGGUCCUGGUAGUACUCACAGGAAAGUUGGACGAUUCUCUGUGACCCAGACUGAGACUAAGAAAGAGGAUGGGCAGACGGACAGCUCCCUGGUAUCUUCUCAUUUGGAGAGGGAGAAGAGGAGAUCUCGGGCAAAGGAAGGGGACAGAGAUGAAAGUAAGAGGACCCCAGCAAUGGCCCAUCUGCCACGAGGUCAUGGACAAAGCCACUCACCCCUGGGCAGCAGCGAUGAUGAUGAUGAGAGGGAGCUGGAGGAUGAAGACCUGAGAAAAGAACUUCACAAGCUUAGAGAGAAGCACAUCAAAGAGGUGGUAUCCCUUCAGGCCCAGCAGAACCGAGAGCUGCAGGAGCUCUACAGGCAACUUCGUUCCCUCAAAGACCAAAGGCAGAGUCUGCCAGUCUGUCUUUCACGAACCCCUCCUCUUCCAGCAGCAGCCCCUGUCCUCUCUCCUCGCCGGCCCAGGCCAGCCAAAAUCAAACUCAGGCCCCGGCCUCACUCUCACAUGGAUAACAAUGGAGUUGCACACUCGGAUCACAGUCCUCUCAGAAAAAGCACAUUCACAGACGAACUGCACAAACUUGUUGAUGAUUGGACGAAGGAGGCGGUGGGCGCCCUCCCUCCCAAACCUUCACUGAAUCAGAUCAAACAGAUUCAGCAGGUGCAGGAGUUGGGAGGCUGGAGUCAGACAACUGAGGUGGCUCCACCAGGUUGGUUUCCAGUGGCAACACUGAACCCCCAGGCAUCCCUGACCCCUGCGAGCUUGCCUGUGGCAGCCCCUUCUCAAUACACCGGUGGAGGGACCCUGUCCACCCUCCCCUCUCCAGGACCACAAAUGCACAUGGCUCAGGUGCCACAGAUGCAGCAAAGUUUACACCUCCAUCAGUCUAUCCCCCUCCAGCAAAUGAGUUUUCAGCAGCCCCAACUCUGCCAGCAGAUAGCGCAACCUCAGAUGCAAACUCCCAUACAGUCUCAGUCAUUACCACAGACACAGCCCAUUACCCAGCUGCCCAACUCACCACCUCAAAGCCAGCCACUGCUGCCUUCUCAAAUGCCCACAUCCCCAGUGUCCACGGCCACGUCUCUGCUGCCCGGCAGUUGCACCACUGCACCCACAGAUAGUACUGCUGCUCCUGGGGGGACAUUUUGCUCCUGUUCCUCAACCUGUUCCACCUGUUCCUGCUCUACUGCUGCUCUACCCUCCAGUGCCAAAAUUCACCCAACACCCCCCACCUCGACUCUUCCUCUGGGACAUAAAUGAAACCAAGGUGAAGUGCGAGGUCAAUAUGAAGGUGCAAGAGAUUGAAAUACUAAGUUGAUCAGGACGUAAAACGGAACCAUUCGGGGUGUUAGUUCUGUGUAUGCAUGAGGGAGUUGUGACUGCAAUGAAUAAAUGGAUUCCAGUUUACAUGUGGAUGAGAUGGAGAGUGAAUGUGAGGGAUUAUAGAUUAUAGUAUGUAUAAAACAGAGGGUAACAUGGGGAACACAGAUGCUGGGGCUUACGAAUCAUGGUAUGUUUGGCUGUUGAGAUGUAUAAAUUCUUUAAUGUAUGAGUGUGUACUUUUAUGAGUGUGGGUGAGUGUUUAUGCAUCAUCUAAAUACAUAUCUCUCAUGUCCUUUGACACAAAUUACCGUUCAUGUUUUUGUUUUCAAACCAACUCAGUUGGACCUCAAUUCUCCCUAUGCAGAGAUGAGAAGGUCAAACUAAUUGACGGUGUGUUGACAUUUAUUGAUUCAUUGGUCAAUUCUUACAGUAAAAGGACUAUCAAUUAUAAAAGUGCAAUUAGCAAUGGUCAUCUAAAUUGAUCAGCAUGUAUCAUAUUGAUUUGUCUGUGAAAAUAUUUUUGUAUAAGCACAUUGAUGAAAACCAGACGCAUUGAGCAUUUUUUCAUGAUCUUUACUUGAUCUUUUAAGAAAACUGUAGGCAGACAGCACAAGGUGUUUAAAUGGGCAAUGAAAGAAAACUAUACAGCAGCAUGUUACACAAUAGAGCACAGUGAAGUUAUCCGGCUACCAACAUUACCACAAAAUGACCAAAUACAUUGUUACAGUAUUGUGCACACUACAGCAUGUGCUUUAUUUGUUUUAUCAUUGUAUUUGUGUAUCAUAGAAGCAGACUGAAUUACCAUGAAUUAUAUAAAUUCUUAAUAUGAUGGAAAAUUGACAGAUGCCCCGUCUCUGUUUAGUGGCUACCCGGGUACACUAAGCCCUAGACUGCAUGACCUUAUGACUAACUUGACUUGCUUGAGUGCAAAGUGCUUGCUGUAUAUUCAUGGAUAUCACAUUUACUGUUUGCAGCCUACUGAGAAAAUAAUCAGCCAUGAGUUUGCACUUUGCAUUCAGGAUGACCAGCUUUCAAAUUUGACAUUUGUGUUUUCAGUUUUAGCUCUGCAUAUCAAAGCAUAUCACGGUUUCAUUCUGAGGUAGAGAACAAAAAAGAAAAGACCACUGCCAAGUUAUUAUAGACUGGAGACCAUAUGGUUUGUUCCGUUAUUGCCUUUUAAAAUGACUGCAUCUGUUGUGAGCGAAUGUUCCAUUUUUUGUGUGACAAAGCUUUGUGAUAGUCUCAUGGUCUAUUACAUUAUAAACUGCUCCCCUGUUUCUUUUAUUCAAAGCGGACUCUCAAAUGUCACUGUAUUCAACUGAAAAUGUUAAUGUCUUGGGCUUGUUUACUAAAGAAACAAACCAAGUCAGAGCUUAGAUGUCUUAGAUGUCCAACGCUGUUGUGGAAUCCUCACUUGCCUAUUGUUUUUAAACUUUUUUGGGGGGCUGGUAGAACAAUUUCCUUAUUACAGUUGUGAACAAUUUAGUCUUCAACCACAGUGUUAGUGGUUGUUAGUGUGAAAACAUCUGUCUGCAGCUGAACUGCGAGUCAACCUUUUGCAGUGAGCGUAAAGCACACUGCAAAAGGUUUAUUUGAGUCAAAAUGUUCCGUUUGUCUAUUUCUAAACUCACUUAAUUUGUAGUCACAGAAAUAAACAUAUACAUAAUAUAUCAGCAGCAGAUAUAUUACUGUACAUUGUUUUGGGUUAUCAGUGUGCUUCGCCAUACACAUUUGACCAUCGACAGUCGGCAUUACUAUUAUUUUGGCAUAAUAAGUAGCUUGUAGUCAAAGUAGCAUUUCUGUUUUAUUAAUGAUAGAGAGAUUGAGAGCCACAGAAAACAGGAGUUUGUACAGGUUGGUAAAGAGUGAUAAAUGUGCGUCAAAGAAAUUUAAAACAUGAAUGGUCAAGGACUAGUUUAUGCUCAAGGGUAUGGUUGUUCAGAAACUGCAAUUGCAUAAUCUAGAGUUUAACAAUGGUUUUCUGUAUUUGUUGCUUUCAAGACAACCCACAUUUUCACAGUGAUGUAGUUCAUUAUUAGUAAAGGUGAGAUACUGUGCUGUCUUGUCUAAUACUAACAUGUUGACUGCAAGCUACAGCUUAACAAUCAUGAUUUAUGAUGUGGAGCUGGCUUUGUCCUUAAAGUGUUACCAAAAUGUUAUCUAAAAGAUACAGAUUAUUUUUGUAUUUUCAAAGGGGGUUGUACAAAUUGUAAAAUUGUGUUCUUCAUCAUUAUAAAUCAGAGGUUUUUUGAAGGAGAAAACACUGGUUUUCUUUGCUGUUUACAUGGGACUCCCCUUCCUUUGAUAUACCUAUGUGAGUCCUGAUAGGCCAGGGUCAUUUCAAAUUAUAUUCAGAUAUUUUUGGGGGAUCUUUUUUGAUGUCCUAUUUCACUUUCGAACCAUGGAAACCUAAAUGAUACAUAACAGACUGGCAUUAGCCGCUGGGCUACAGGUCAAAUAAAAUAAACGUCAAAAUUAAUGAAACAAAAACCUGGGGAGUCCCAGAUGGCAUGAUUUAGAACCAAUAAGAAAAGGACUUUUGGGCAAAGAAACCUAGAAAAAUAAGGUAUGUUGCUGGUGAUUUAGCCUCUGUAAAUUGUAACUAAUUCAACUGUUGAUUUUAUUUAUGUUUUGUAACUAAUCAAAAUAAAUGAUGUUAAACAUCCAA